CUUCCUUUGGAUUCAGUUCGAGAAAGCCUCAUCUCGCACUGAGACCCAAUUUUCGGACUGUUGACACAGUUUGUCUGACGUUUUCGUGCGAACAAACUUCAAUUGCGUUCCUGUCGCUAAUCAGUUAAUACCCCUAACCAUGUUAACGGCAAUUGUUGUGGGCGCAACCGGUAUCCUCGGCCGGGAGAUAGUCAAGCAGCUGUCUCAAAGCCCAGACAAAUGGAAGACCAUCUAUGCCCUCUCACGCAGCCAAAAGGACGAGCACCCCUCGCAGGUCGUGCACAAGCACAUUGACCUGCUGAGCUCCGCCGAUCAGAUGGCCAAGGACCUCGAGGGCAUUGAUGCCGAGUAUAUAUUCUUCGCGGCCUACCUCCAAAAGGACACUGAGCAGGAAAACUGGCAGGUGAACGGUGACAUGCUCCACAACUUCCUCCAUGCCAUCCCCCACACUAAAACCCGGCGCAUCCUCCUCGUAACCGGUUGCAAGCAAUACGGCGUGCACCUAGGCGAGGCCAAGAACCCGAUGCUCGAAACCGACCCCUGGCUGCGCUCCCACCAGUUCCCACCCAACUUCUACUAUCGCCAGCAGGAUAUCCUCAAGUCCUUCUGCUCGGAGCACAACAGCCAGCACAGCAACAAGAUCACCUGGACCGUCACCUACCCCAACGACGUGAUCGGCUUCGCGCAGGGUAAUUUCAUGAACCUGGCCACGGCCCUGGGGCUCUACGCGGCCGUGAGCAAGGAGCUCGGCCAGGACCUGGCCUUCCCUGGGUCCGCGACCUUUUACACCCGGUUCGACAGCUUCACGUCGUCCAAGCUGCAUGCCCGCUUCUGCGAAUGGGCCGUCACGGAGCCCAAGGCCGCGGACCAGGCCUUCAACGUCGUCAACGGCGACGUGCAGAGCUGGAUGGACAUGUGGCCCCGCCUGGCGAGGCGCUUCGGCAUGCGGGUCAAGCAGGACCAGUUUGUAGGCGAGACGGGACUGGAGGCCAGGACGGAGUUGGGGCCUACGCCGCCUCUGGGCGUGCUGGCCGAGGAGGCUGGGCUGGUGGGACGGGUCAAGGGGAGCGUCUUGGAGCAGAGGAUUAGUCUGGUCAAGUGGAGCCAGAAGAAGGAUGUUCACGAGGCGUGGGACAGGCUGGCGGAGCGGGAGGGCCUGCAGAAAGAUGCGUUUGGCAAGGCGACGUGGGCUUUUCUGGACUUCGUGCUGGGGCGGAACUAUGAUCUUGUCGUGAGUAUGAGCAAAGCGAGGGAGGCAGGGUGGACAGGAUACCAGGACACCUGGAAGGCGAUUUCGGAUGUCUUUGGCGAACUGGAGGCCGCCAAGGUGUUGCCGAAGAUUCACUAAUGGUGGUUCGAUGGCGGGCCGAAUGAUACAUGAGAUCUUAGCUCAGAUUCCAGUUUCUUCAGCAAUCUCAGUGUUUGAUAACUCGGAUCCCUUGGCAAUUCAAAAUUACCUCAUGACAGCUGAACUCGUCUCGGAACCGUAG
Messenger RNA from Parathielavia appendiculata, 1490 nucleotides. RefSeq names its product NAD(P)-binding domain protein. Bases 140 to 1348 code for a protein of 402 amino acids. The transcript has 4 exons. NCBI's taxonomy places the organism in Eukaryota, Fungi, Ascomycota, Sordariomycetes, Sordariales, Chaetomiaceae. The record is from RefSeq and is a predicted model, not a curated record.